AAAGGGGGACGGCGGCCACUGACGUCAGGGAGAGCGCGCCGGGCCGCUUCCAAGAUGGCGGAGGCGGCCGGGAAGGUGAAGCAGGACAUGCCGCCCCCCGGCGGCUACGGCCCCAUCGACUACAAGCGGCACCUGCCCCGGCGGGGGCUCUCGGGCUACAGCUUGUUUGCCAUUGGAAUUGGGAUUAUGUUCUACGGCUAUUACUCCAUUGCGAAGUGGAACCGGGAAAGGCGGCGCUUGAACAUUGAAGAUCUGGAAGCGCGGGUGGCACUCCUUCCUCUUCUGAUGGCUGAAGAUGACCGCAGGACCCUGCGCAUCUUGCGGCAGAAUUUGGAGGAGGAGGCCAAGAUAAUGAAGGAUGUUCCUGGCUGGCAGGUCGGCGAGUCGCGAUUCCACACUACGCGCUGGGUGUCUCCGACACUCGAUGAGCUGUUUUACCUGCACCCGCAGAGUGUUCUCGAGCGCGCUAAGUUUGGGAACCAGAUGUACGUAUGACUGCCAGCCGUGUAUUCAGCACCCCCUGCAUCUCGAAGAUGGGACAGAUUUCUUAAUAAAGAAAAUCCCUCUGAAGCACUCA
This is a messenger RNA of Varanus komodoensis (Komodo dragon), 577 nucleotides long. RefSeq names its product NADH:ubiquinone oxidoreductase subunit A13 (gene NDUFA13). The record is from RefSeq and is a predicted model, not a curated record. Lineage: Eukaryota; Metazoa; Chordata; Lepidosauria; Squamata; Varanidae. Bases 55 to 495 code for a protein of 146 amino acids. The transcript has 5 exons.